Ailuropoda melanoleuca (giant panda) is the source of this 6176-nucleotide messenger RNA. RefSeq names its product zinc finger protein 283. The record is from RefSeq and is a predicted model, not a curated record. Gene Ontology annotation, biological process: regulation of DNA-templated transcription. NCBI's taxonomy places the organism in Eukaryota, Metazoa, Chordata, Mammalia, Carnivora, Ursidae.
CUGUGCGUCCGUUUCCGGUGUCCUGAAGAUUCUUGGACUAGGCGUGGUGAGUUGCUCGUGUCGGAAGAAGUAAUCAGCGUCGGGUCAGACCCGGCAGCGAGGGUGGGGGUGACUCCUGGAGGCGCCCUGAGUGAGGAGGCCCGGGGCGCGGACAGGGCGUGUCGCGUUCGGAGCCUCCAGCCUGUGUGCGCGCCAGCGGCUGAGAAGAAUGGUGUGUGACAGACGGCGUGGCAGGGCCGGGGUGUGUCUCCGUGAUGGUAUAUGCAAUUGGGAAUGUGUGACGGGGUGAUGAGGUGCGGGGCCUUGUGGUUUUGCUUUGGCUGUGUGCUCCAAGUUCCCUCUAGACUUUCUUUGGGCCUGCCAAAGUUAAGUGACCGCCAGAGAAGGAGUCCUACACUAAGCCCUAGAGUGAACGGUUCACGCAGGAAUGCAUAGGUCCAGUCUUGGGAUGAGCAUUGUACGUCCGGAAGUGUCCUCAUGACAUGCUCCUAGGAAGACGUGAUGGGGAGGUCCCAGAGAAGUACCCUGAGGAGGAGGAAAGAAUUGUUGCAUAUUUUGAAAUCAAGGUUCAGCUCUGGCUUUUCUGGAUUCUGUGCUUCACCAAUAGAGGAACCCCAUGGAUUAUUAAUUAGUUCUUGCAAUUCUAGAACCAUGACUGAUGGCUUGGUGACUUUCAGGGAUGUGGCCAUCGACUUCUCUCAGGAGGAGUGGGAGUGCCUGGACCCUGCUCAGAGGGACUUGUACGUGGAUGUGAUGUUGGAGAACUAUAGUAACUUGGUCUCAUUGGAUUUGGAGUCAACAUAUGAGACCAAAAAUACAAUUUCAGAAAAAGACAUUUUUGAAAUAAAUUUUUCCCAAUGGGAGAUGAAGGAAAGAAGUAAAACUCUUGGCCUUGAGGCAUCCAUUUUCGAAAAUAAUUCUAAGUGCAAAAGCAAAUUUGAGGGACUACAGGGACAUCCAGAUGGAUACUUUAGUCAAAUGAUAAUUAGGUAUGGAAAAAUGCCAGCUUACAGAAAAAGCAAAUCUUUUAGUGUACAUCAAAGAAUUCAUAAUAGAGAGAAACGCUAUGUUUGUAAGGAAUGCGGGAAGGUUUGUAGUCAUGGCUCAAAACUUGUUCAACAUGAGAGAACUCAUACAGCUGAAAAACAUUUUAAAUGUAAAGAAUGUGGGAAGGACUUUUUUAGUGCCUAUCAACUCACUGUGCAUCGGAGGUUUCAUACUGGUGAGAAACCCUACAGAUGUAAGGAAUGUGGGAAGACCUUUAGUUGGGGAUCUAGUCUUGUUAAACAUGAAAGAAUCCAUACUGGUGAGAAACCCUAUGAAUGUAAAGAAUGUGGGAAGGCCUUCAGUCGUGGCUAUCACCUCACUCAACAUCAGAAAAUUCAUAUUGGUGUGAAAUCUUACAAAUGUAAGGAAUGUGGGAAGGCCUUUUUCUGGGGCUCAAGCCUUGCUAAACAUGAGAUAAUUCAUACAGGUGAGAAACCUUAUAAAUGUAAAGAAUGUGGGAAGGCCUUCAGUCGUGGCUAUCAACUUACUCAACAUCAAAAAAUCCAUACUGGUAAGAAGCCUUAUGAAUGUAAAGUUUGUGGAAAGGCUUUUUGUUGGGGCUAUCAACUUACUCGACAUCAGAUAUUUCAUACUGGCAAGAAACCCUAUGAAUGUAAGGAAUGUGGGAAGACUUUCAAUUGUGGCUCAAGUCUUGUUCAACAUGAGAGAAUCCAUACUGGUGAGAAACCCUAUGAAUGUAAAGAAUGUGGGAAGGCCUUCAGUCGUGGCUAUCACCUCACUCAACAUCAGAAAAUCCAUACUGGUGAGAAACCUUUUGAAUGUAAGGAAUGUGGGAAGGCCUUUAGUUGGGGUUCAAGCCUUGUUAAACAUGAGAGAGUCCAUACUGGUGAGAAAUCCUAUGAAUGUAAGGAAUGUGGGAAGGCCUUUGGUAGUGGCUAUCAACUUACUCGACAUCAGAUAUUUCAUACUGGCGAGAAACCCUAUGAAUGUAAGGAAUGUGGGAAGGCUUUUAAUUGUGGCUCAAGCCUUGUUCAACAUGAGAGAAUCCAUACUGGCGAGAAACCUUAUGAAUGUAAAGAAUGUGGGAAGGCCUUCAGUCGUGGCUAUCACCUCACUCAACAUCAGAAAAUCCAUACUGGUGAGAAACCUUUUGAAUGUAAGGAAUGUGGGAAGGCCUUUAGUUGGGGUUCAAGCCUUGUUAAACAUGAGAGAGUCCAUACUGGUGAGAAAUCCUAUGAAUGUAAGGAAUGUGGGAAGGCCUUUGGUAGUGGCUAUCAACUUACUCGACAUCAGAUAUUUCAUACUGGCGAGAAACCCUAUGAAUGUAAGGAAUGUGGGAAGGCUUUUAAUUGUGGCUCAAGCCUUGUUCAACAUGAGAGAAUCCAUACUGGCGAGAAACCUUAUGAAUGUAAAGAAUGUGGGAAGGCCUUCAGUCGUGGCUAUCACCUCACCAACAUGAAAAUCCAUACUGGUGAGAAACCUUUUGAAUGUAAGGAAUGUGGGAAGGCCUUUAGUUGGGGUUCAAGCCUUGUUAAACAUGAGAGAAUCCAUACCAGUGGGAAAUCCUAUGAAUGUAAGGAAUGUGGGAAGGCCUUUGGUAGUGGCUGUCAGCUUAGUGUUCAUCAGAGAUUUCAUACUGGUGAGAACCCUUACCAAUGUACGGAAUUUGGAAAGACCUUUGUUCAUGGCUCACACCUUGUUCAACAUGAGAGAACUCUUAGUAAUGAUAAACCUUAUGAAUAUAAAGGAUGUGGGGAAGCCUUUAUAUGGACAGCUUAUUCAAAUGAGACAAUUGAUACGGGUGAAACUUUAUGAUUGAAGAGAUGAAAAAAAUUUUUUUAUGUGUAUAAACAGCUUAACAUGAUGAAUCUUAAUCUUGAGAAAGCUUAUGAAUGUAGGGAAUGUGCAAAAGCCUUACCUGUGUGUGGAUAAUUUACCUGAUAUCAGAAAAUUCAUACUAGUGAGAAAUACUUUGAAUAUAAGGAAUAUGAAAAGGCCUUCAGAAUUUUAUACAGUCUUACUGAAUAUCAGUUUAUACUGAUGUGAAAUUUAAAUGUAAGGAAUGUGUGAAGAACUUUAUUCAUGGCACAAAAGUCUGGUAAGCGUUGGGGAAUUUGUAGUCAUUAGAAACACUCUAAGAAAUACAGGAAGAACCAAAACCUAAUUCAGUUUCUGCUGUACACAUUAGAGAACUCCUACUGCUGUGAAAUUUUAUGAAUGUAAGGAAUUUGGGACGGCUUAGAGAUGUGAUAAAUAUCUUAGGGUACAUCAUAGAAUGCAUCCAAAUGAGAAACCCUUUAAAUUGGGAUGUAGGAAGGCCUUUAGACAAGUGCUAUUAAAAUUGUUGUCUAGAUACUAGUGCCAGUCCACAAAAUUGUUACCUGUCCAUCAUGAGAUGAAUGUGGAAAAUAAGAAUUAAUGUUUGGAAACUUACAGCAACUUCAUAUUGCCAUAACAUUAUCAUUGUAUUUUAUAAAAGUAUCAGCUCAUGAAUGAUUAGAAGUUAAAAAGUUUGCCCUUUCCCAGAAAUAAUUUGAGAGACAACAUUCAGUUUUAAAAACUUGAGACCAGUCACAAUAUAACUUAAUUAGAAUAAAAAAUGCUUCACUUGUCACCUGAUUAGAAUAGCAGAAUAUUCAUACUAUAGGAAGAUUUGGCUAAUGUGUGAGUCACAACUUCCUUGUGCCUAUAAAAGCAUAAUUUAUAACAAAUGUGUUCAUUUAAUGAAGGUAUAGAAGCCUUCCAAAACUAUUCAACCUUUGUUAAACUUCAGUGAAUUCAUCCUAGAGAAUAAUGUUAUCAAGGUAACAAAUACAGGAAAUCUCUCACACAUGGCACAAACCAUACUUACUGUCCUCACCAUUCCACUGCCUUACUACAUAUGGGAUGUUGAGGGAAAUGCUUAUCUCCUCUGGGCAUCAUCGUUUAAAUGUUGGUGAUGGUGCCUAUCUAAUAGUCCUAUUUCAGAGAAUGCAUGGAUUCAUUAUGCAUCAGAUCCUUGGAAGGGUAUCUUGUAUGUAGCCUAUGCUCAAUACAUGUUUGCUAUUGUUCUUAUUCUCAUCAUUAGUGUUUACUGGUGAAUUCUUAUGGAAAGAAUGCUCAUUGGUGUAAUGAAUUUAGAAAAGCUUCCAUAACCUCUCCAUUUGAAUUUCAGUAGUUCAUUAUGGAUAAAAUCUAGAAAAACACAAAAAAAACCUUGAGAGGACUUUUAUUCAGAGUUUAUCCCUUAAGCCGCAUAAAAAAUGAAGGCUGAAAACAACUGUGGAUUUAAUAAGUGUUAAGCUGUUAGGAAUAUACCUGCCGAAGAACAGGGAGAGGUGUGAAGCAAUUUGCCUGUAAUGAAUUCAAACAGAGAAGUAGCCAGUGAUUAAAAUUCUCUGCUCAUGUAGAAAUAAAUUGCCAAGUUAAAAAGAAACAAAAAAUUGUCCAUUUGGGAAUUCUUCCCCCAAAUUUUAUUAUGACAAAUUUCAGAUACUCAGAAAAAUUUAAAGUACUGUAUAGUAAACAUCCAUAUACUCUAUUUAGAAUCAAUAAUUAACAUUUGAUCAUAUUUGCCUUCUCUCUGAAAUUAUAGGUAUGUAUGUGUACAUAUACUCACUUACCAUUAUCUUAUGACGUAGAAGUGGUACUUCAUUCCUGAAUAUAUUAGCAUGCAUCUUUGCAGAAUAAGAACAACCUUUAAUACCAUGGUCACACAAGAAAAUUAUCAAUACUGUAAUAUUCUUUUACACUCACUUCAUAUGUCCCAGGACUCCCAAGGUAUCCUGUUGCUAUUUAUUUUCUAACCCACAUCUUUUCUAUAUUCAUGCAUUGCAUUUGGUUAUCAUAUCUCUAGAUUUUAAUCUUGAAAAGACUUUUUGAAAUGUUAAGGAAAGCUGUUUUAUAGAAUGCCAUGCAUUCUAGAUUUGUUUCUUCCCUCAUGGUGAGAUUUAAUUUGUGCCUCUAUCCUUUGUAUCUCUCAUAAAGUCAAGUUAGAGCCAGAGACUUAAACAUUUUUGGUCGGAAUACACCAUAUUUGGUGGUAUAUACUUCAUGUUGCAAUACACCAGAAACACAUAAUACCCAUUUUUCUCACUAUUGCCAAUGCUGAGUUUGGUCAUUUGAUUAAGAUGGUGACCCCGAGAACUCUCCAGUAUAAAGGUCCAUUAUACAGCUAGUAAGAUUGGUGAACUACUUUUGAAAAGGUAGCUCUAUCAUAUGUAUAUAUAAGUUCUGAAUUAAAGAGAUAAUUGAAACAAUUGCAGAUUGUUCAAAAAGGAAUGAUAGUUAAAUUGUGUAUCAAGAAGUUGUAGAAUGUGCCUGAGGCUCUAUUCAGUGGAAAAUACCUUUUAUAAGUGUCCUGGAGGAAACCAAGAUGCAUCUGGCCAGAUGGAGGACCAGGACUAUGCCUUGUUCUCCCCCGUAUCUACACGGUCCCCGUCACACUGAUUUAAGAAGCUAGAAAAAGAACAAACCGUAAGCCAAUAUACAGAAGCAUUUUAUACAACGAAAAUUGUCCCAGAACUUCUGAAAUUAUGCCUCAAGAAUUACCAGAACUGAAUAGUACUUGAGAAAGUGGGAUUCUCUGGUUAGUGAAGCCUAUGAAGCGGAACCUACUAAAUCCCCUCUUCAGGAAGAAUCAGAAGCACCCUGUCAGCUUAGGCAACAAGAAUAUUCUGGUGAAUGAAAUUGUUUGACCUCAUUUAAACUUGUAAUCUCCAACUUUACCAUGGAAAUACUGAUUCCCAUUACCUAUUUCCAUCUUAGGGUUAUGAAACUGCAUUGGGGAAUGCUGCCACAACUAGGAGGCCCUAAAGUUGGAUAUUUCAGUCACUUAGUCUGCUUGUUACGAUGGAAUGGUAGUUAGCAUCAUGCUGGCAAGCAAUUGCCUUCUAAUGUUUUCUUUUAUUCGUGAGUAAAAAUCUUUGUUGUAUCUAAGUUGAAAGGGCUCCUGAGUUAUCAAAUGUCAUUCCAUCAUCUCUUCCUGCAAUUGUAUAGUAUUUAAUUUGUUAAUGUGAUAAUUUAUAUUGACAGAUUGUUUUGAUUUUUCUCCCAUUCCUGGAUAUACCCAGGUAAUUAUUGGUAUAUGUAUGUAUUCUGGUGCACUGCUAGAUUUCAUUUGCUAUUACUUUAUUUAGAAUUUUUACAUCUCAUGAGUGAGAUUAUAUAAAAGUUUUAUUUUUGAGGUA